GUUGUGCGCUCGGCCGCUGAGGUUCUCCCGAUCUCAGCUGUACACUGCUACUCAACCAGUUGCUUGUUUUUGUAUCCCUGUCAUUUAAGACAACAGAUCGUGAAGAUUUUGUGCAUGUUCCCAACAUGACUUCCCCACCCUCGUCUCUGCGGGAUUUGUACGCAGCACCAUCCAACGCGUGGUCGUUUGCCCCACCAUUACCUCCAGCUGCAUCGGAAAAUACAUUGAGCAUUGGUGCGCAAGCAUCCUCAUCUUCCUCACCAUCUUACCAGUGGUCAACGCGCACCAACGGCACAAAUCCGCUCUUUGACUUGUCCGCGACUUUCGAUGAGGACGAGUCCGGAGUCGAUGUAACGGUCUUGCUGAAGGGCCUUGCGGCUGCUGCAUUCAUGCAGUAUGCGACAACCGCUCUGGUCAUGCCGUGGGAAGUCGGCAAGCUGCUCUUGCAAGUGCAGUGGGUACCUCGAGAUACCGGGGAGGUUCCCCGAGGAGCGGUGCUCACAACAGAUGUCAUAGAGGAGGAAGGAGAGCUCAGCGAUGACUCUAACGAAAACGAUGCGUACUUUGCGGACCCAGCCAAGCUCGACUCCGCUUCCUCUAGCCUGCCCCCUCCACGGCUCGCUGACGAGCGGGGGUACGUUGUGCGGCAGUCUGUCCUUGAAGAAGGCACAAUACCAGAGUAUGUCAUACCCGUUGGUACAGCAAAUGGCACGUGGGGCAUGAUGAAGCAAUUGGGACGUUUUCGCGCGGAGGGUUGGCUCUCGCUAUGGAAAGGAUUGCUGACCUCCAGCAUUAAUGAUGCGUUAUUUGCCGUUCUGGAGCCCCUCUGCCACAGCUUGCUGCAAGCCGUGCUCUUUCCUCCUCCCAGCGAUGUUUUGGCAGCUCCGUCCUCCUCCUCAUCCCCCCUCCUUCUCCCAGUAGCAUCACACGUUCUCACGGGCUUUAUCCUCUCCCCUCUCGACCUCAUACGUACACGACUCAUCAUUCAGUCCUCCCUCCCGCGCUACCGCACCUACUCCGGACCCAUCGACGCACUCCAACAGAUCCUCGCGCAGGAGGGCGGGCUCCGCGGUGUGUACCUGCACCCACACCUGCUCAUCCCGGCGCUCCUUGACUGUACGCUCCGAGCGCUCAUCCCACUCGCGCUACCCGGGAUCGUCGCGUCCUAUCUCGGGUUCGGCACGCGCCUGACGCCUGAGACACACCCGCUUCUGUGGACAGUUGCAGAGUUGCUGGGCAGCUGCGCGGGCCUGCUCGUCACACUGCCUAUUGAGACGGUCAGGCGGCGGUUGCAGGCACAGGUACGGGGCAACGCAAAGCCGAUUAAGGCAUGUGUCGAGCUGCGGCCUGCGCCCUACAACGGCGUCGUGGACGCACUGUGGCAUAUCAUCACGGAGGAGCGGUCGGACCUGCCGGUGAAGCGGAAGGGCCGGGCGAGGAAAGCGGCACACGCGAAGGGGAAGGGCAAGGCGGCGGAGGGAUACGAGGAGGAGGGCGUGGAGGGCGAGAGCUGGACGCGGAAUACGGGCAUCGGGCAGCUGUACCGCGGGUUGGGCAUGCGGGUCGCUGCGAGCUUUGCGGUGUUUGUGCUGGCGAUGGUCGGAGGUGAAGAGCCGGAUGCUGGGUGGGCGGAGCUCUGAUGGCCUCGUAGCUAUCUGAGUCAUUGGCUAUCUCACAACUCACAUACAAUAGCGCUAUCAUCAUCUGCGUACGCGAAUUAUCAUAUCGAAGGAAGGUACACAUACGGUGCUACUGCCCAGAGCGUUGGUAUGCGCGUGAACCCUCCGGCGUUAGCUGUUCCGUCUCUAAAAUUGGGGGAACAAUCGCAAGGUCAAAUGGACAGCACGUCAACACCACCACACGGAUAUGGAGGGAAUGCAAGCCUAGAGCGAGCACAUGUCUGCUACGUCGACGUAUCUGUAUAAAUCACUCUUCGUUCAUUCAUCCGCUAAUUCAUCAACCAGUCAAUCUUCCCUUCCGG
Messenger RNA from Laetiporus sulphureus 93-53, 1981 nucleotides. Its product is annotated as mitochondrial carrier. Bases 126 to 1640 code for a protein of 504 amino acids. The record is from RefSeq and is a predicted model, not a curated record. The transcript is spliced from 3 exons. NCBI's taxonomy places the organism in Eukaryota, Fungi, Basidiomycota, Agaricomycetes, Polyporales, Laetiporaceae.